This is a messenger RNA of Acanthamoeba castellanii str. Neff, 732 nucleotides long. RefSeq lists its product as uncharacterized. The transcript has 2 exons. The coding region runs from base 1 to 732 and encodes 243 amino acids. NCBI's taxonomy places the organism in Eukaryota, Discosea, Longamoebia, Acanthamoebidae. Gene Ontology annotation, biological process: SCF-dependent proteasomal ubiquitin-dependent protein catabolic process. Gene Ontology annotation, molecular function: protein binding. The record is from RefSeq and is a predicted model, not a curated record. Gene Ontology annotation, cellular component: SCF ubiquitin ligase complex.
AUGAACGAGCUGCCGACGGAGAUGGUGCUGGCGGUGCUCGAGUGGCUGGACGCACGCGGCCUGUUUUCGGCCCAGCACGUGUGCCGCUUGUGGCGCAGCCUCUGCGCCAAGAAUAGGUGGAAGGCCCUGUGGCGGGACGCGUACCACCGCACCUGGCCGCCUCCGCUCUUGGCCCUCCAGGAUGUGCCCAACGAGCCCAUAUUCUGGUGGGCUCUGUGCAGGGACCGCCUCACCCGAGCGCUACAGUAUCCCCCUCCUCCUGUCUUGUUUCGUGACCCCAAGGUGCAGAUGGUCAAGUUGGCCGGCGUCGUGGGUGAGAUUGCCGAAUCUGUUCAGCAAAAAGACGAUGAGCCGAAGACGUGGCAGCGCGGAGAGAAACGUACGAGGGUCGAGAUGGAGCCUGCGGGUGAGCCUCGUCAUUCACCGAAGAAGCAGAAGAGGGCAGGCGGCCUCAACAAUUCAGACCACUGGUCAUCAUCCUUGGCAGAUGAUUCGUCGUCAGACGAAUCAUCAUCCUCGGCAGAUGAUGAGUCUUCCUCCUUCUCCGAGGAGUCUGAGGAGGAAGAGAACGAAGAUGAAGCGCCGCAGGGUGGUAUGGUUGUCUGGACGAAGCCGCAGCAGGUCGCGAAGGCGAAGCGUCUUGCCCGCCAGGUGCAGGAGAUCGCAACUUCGCUCCACCAGAUAAGUUUCAUGCGCCACAGCCUGGCCCAGUUGCUCUCGUCCAUCACGUAA